AUGACAGCUCAUGAUCAGAUCAGGAAGAUGUUAGACGAACUUAUGGGAACAGGCAGAGACGGAGAAAAGCGACAGAAUACGAUUCCAUUCACUGACAGUCGCGUCUGUCGGAGUUUCCUCCUGGGUUGUUGUCCGCACGAGGUGUUGGCAAGUACCAGAAUGGACAUGGGCGAGUGCCCAAAAAUUCAUGAUCCUGCCCUAAGGGCUGACUUUGAAAAGGCACAAAGCGAAAAGGACUACUUUUACGACCUUGAUGCAUUAGAUCACCUGGAGCGAUUUUUUGAAGACUGCGACAGAAAAACAGAAUUAGCCAAAAAGCGUCUUGCAGAUACCCAGGAAGAGUUGAAUGCUGAAGUUUCAGAAAAGGCCAACGGUAUAUUAGAACUGAACGAAUCAAUAGGAAAGACGUUGGCUGAAGCGGAAAGGCUCGGUAGCGAAGGCAAGGUUGACGAGUCUUUAAAGCUGAUGGAAAAGGUGGAGCAGCUUAGAAAGCUUAAACAGACGGCUGAUCAAGAUUAUCGCAAUUCAAUGCCGGCCAGCAGCUACCAGCAGCAGAAGCUACGCGUAUGUGAAGUGUGCAGCGCCUAUCUGGGGAUUCACGACAAUGACCGUCGUCUUGCAGAUCACUUCGGCGGCAAGCUUCACAUGGGCUUCGUGUUUCUUCGCGAGGAACUGGCUUCGUUACGGGUAAGUUGUGGUGUCCCGGAUGGGAAUCACGAAGUCAUGGGCCUUCUCUAUGUUUAA
Messenger RNA from Soboliphyme baturini, 744 nucleotides. Lineage: Eukaryota; Metazoa; Nematoda; Enoplea; Dioctophymatida; Soboliphymatidae. The record is from the annotation of a GenBank genome assembly.